Paramisgurnus dabryanus is the source of this 1308-nucleotide messenger RNA. Its product is annotated as hatching enzyme 1.2-like. The record is from RefSeq and is a predicted model, not a curated record. Gene Ontology annotation, biological process: proteolysis. NCBI's taxonomy places the organism in Eukaryota, Metazoa, Chordata, Actinopteri, Cypriniformes, Cobitidae. Gene Ontology annotation, molecular function: zinc ion binding; metalloendopeptidase activity.
UGAUGAAGGUGCACAUUUUGGAUGUGUCAAGGAAGAUGCUUUCACAAACGAGCAUUCAUUGUAAAUCUGUGUCAAUGGAAAACUAGCAUACCUCUUGUUUUUGAAGAACCUUAAUAAAAUCCAGUAAUUACAUUAAGUCCACUUUAGUGGAUUAGUAAAACAAUCUCAGGUAUCUUGUGUAAGGUUUUGGACUAACAGGCGAGGUUAACGUUCCUCCCUGUAAUUAAACACAUUAGACCCUGGACACUAAGAUGUACCAAUAAUCCAUCUGUGGACCCACCAACACAGGUGAAUAUAAAGUCCUGAUCAGACAGCACACAGACACCAAACCUCAGCAGAGGAGAAUCCUGAACAUCUCCAUACACUGAGACAACAUGGAUCCAAGAGCCUCCUUCUCCAUUCUGAUGCUGCUGGUUGGCUUCUCCCAGGCAUUUAUUCUACCAGAGCAGAAGCUUGCAGAUCUGUUAUCAGAGCCAGAAGAUGUGGACAUCACAGCAAAAAUCUUAGAGACCAACAAUGGAUCUACUGAAGUCUUGCUUGAGGGAGAUCUGGUGUUUCCCAAAACCAGAAAUGCUCUCAUCUGCUUAAGCAACAACUGUUUCUGGAAGAAAAAUGCCAACAAUCUAGUUGAGGUCCCUUACAUAGUGAGCAGUGAAUACACAUCUUAUGAGAAGAGUACUAUCCAGAACGCCAUGGCAUCCUUCGCCAGCAAAACCUGCAUCCGCUUUGUGCCCAGAUCAUCUCAGAUCGACUACAUCAGUAUUGAGAACAAAGAUGGGUGUUACUCUUCUGUUGGUAAAACAGGUGGCAAACAGGUGGUCUCCCUCAACAGGGGCGGCUGUGUGUACCAUGGCGUCGUUGAACAUGAGCUAAAUCAUGCCCUGGGCUUUAACCACGAGCACACCAGGAGCGAUCGUGACCAGUACGUCAGGAUCAACUUUGAAAACAUCUCUCCUAAUAUGGCCUACAACUUCCAAAAAAAGAACACCAACAAUCAAAACACUCCAUACGACUACGGCUCUGUCAUGCACUAUGGAAGAACGGCCUUUGCCAUCCAGUCCGGAAAGGAAACCAUCACUCCCAUUCCUAACGCCUCUGUGCAAAUCGGACAGAGACAGGAAAUGUCAAACAUCGACAUCCUGAGGAUCAAAAAACUGUAUGGAUGCUGAAGCUGAGGCUUAUGUACACUUGAUGUUACUGAUCAUUAAAUAUAGUUUAUGUGUCUGUAGAUGUUAUAAUGAGGGAAUGAAGUGAUGAUCUUUGUUGUUUGAUGGUGUUGGAUUUCUGAAAUGUUGAAAAAAAAAUAAA